AAACGUCAAAAUUUCGCCGCCGGUCGAGGUGUUUCUCAAUGCCUGUAUUUAUCUGCUUUUUACUAGUCUUUCACUAGAGAAAACUCAGAGAAAUCGAUACGAAGUGUAAUAGAGUGUAUGUACAACCAGAAGCCGUAAUAAUCUUUGUGGAAGAGGUGAAAACUACGCAGUUAUUUCAAUGUGAUUCUGUUGGUUCGACCGGGCAAAUUACAGGAAGGAAAAAUGAAUGAAAAACGAGAGAUUGACGCUCUUCUGUGUUGGACAACCAACCAGGUGGACAAAGGUGUCUAUGUAAUCACUCCGAACAAGCUUGCGGUAGUGUUUUUGCUGCAGGAGUACGUGAAAUUGAGACCAGUGCUCUUAAAGAAGGCUAUGGACUUUUUACCCAAGUACCGGAAGAACUUCAAUCUCCUCCUGUUGAAACUGAUUCAGUAUCCGGACAUGUCUUACAAGGAGCUAUACGACCAUCUCAUCUCUUCGACAUAUCGGCUGCAUGAUGAACACUUAGCAGCCUUUCAGAAAGUCGUAUCAACGAUCUUAGAAGGGGGGAUUGAGGUGUUUCACAACUUGCCGGCAAACAUUGAGAAGAUCAUGAACGACACUGCUACGCCACCUGGAGGAAUGACACAACUGGGUAUUGGUGGACUCCUUCUCAGGCGAUUUGUCAUCACCCUGGAUAGGAUGACAUUCCCAGAACUGAUAAAACUCUACCAGAACGUCUGUGAAUACUUUCAGAAGAGUAUCAGAGCAAUUGCUCUGGGCUCCAAGGAAGCAGGACUGAUGAUCGAUCUGGAAGAGCAAGACGACGCCGUGAAUCGCCUUAAGGGCGACAGGGAGUUCGGUCGGUGGUCCAGGCGGCAAACGGACCUCUUUGUGGCUCAACAGUGCUCUCUUCUGCAGUGCAACGAAACAAAAGCUCUCAAUCCCAGAGAUUUACAAGCCAAACUGGCGGAGAUUAUAAUGGACAAUCCUCUCUAUUCUCAAGCGCACUUCUUGAAUUACCUCAACUGCGUUCGCGUGAGAGAUUACGUGGGCGCUGUGGACAAUCUUCAUCGUGCUUUCGACAGGAACGCCGUGAAGAAUCUGUCUUCUGUGGAGACGCGCGCUUAUCAGUAUUUGAGUCUAAACCUGGCCAUUCUUCACGCCCAGUUCGGAUACAUGCGAGAGGCUCACGUUAGUCUUCGCGAGGCAAUAAUGCUCGCCCAGGAAGUUGGCGAUCGCACAUGCCUUCAACUGGCCAAUUCUUGGCUCAGUUACCUUGACCACCACAAGAUUCAGGUUCCUGAUCGCGUGCCCGCUAACUCAGUCGAAGCCAAUAUCAUCAAAUCCAUCUCUCUGGGCAUCCAGUUCUUCGUCAAGUCCGUCGCUCAAUUAGGCUUCGAGCCCGCCAAGCAAUUUGAGUUGCUAAUGUGGAGUGAUUACUUUAACUGCCAACAAUCGAUGCAGGAAUUAAUUGCCAAUUGUAUGGCCGAGAAAGCCGCUCUCUGGACACUCUACGGGCGCUAUGACCUGGCCUCUCUCACCAGCCAAGUCCUACUAAGCGCCAAUAUGACACAGAUGGGCAAAACGUAUAAUGGAGAGAAUCUCUGUCAUGCUUUGUGCUGCCUCGCCUUGUGGCUCAGCUUAAACGGAGACCAUUUCCGAACGUUUUCAGUUCUUCAGUAUGCCCGGAAGUGUUUCCCACGCGACCCCAACGCUCGUCUGUGGACUCUAACUGAACUUCAUGUCGCCGCUACAAAGGCCAUUCACGCGGGGGAAUGGCAGAAGGCCAAUCUCGCGUGCUGUCGCAUUCAUCCACUCGAUAAGAACCUGAGCCUCCUCCAGCGUGCCACCCUCAACAUUGCACGUGGCAAUUUAUCAAUAGCGAACGGACUUCUCCAAACACUUCUUAAGGAUCACAGCCUAGCCAAUCGAGAGCCUCUUGUGUGGACUCGCGCUAUGAUUCUACACGCCACUGCGCUCAUUCCUUCACCCGAAGUCAUCAACGUCUUAAUUGAAGCUCACGAGUUUGCACGUCGCAAGCAUUUUGACUACGAAGUCGCCACAAUAGACAGCCUAUUUGCUCAUCAACUUCUUGCCAUGGGAAUGCCAGUGAAAGCCCUAAAGUCCUGUCAGGAAGCUUUGGACGUGAUUCUCCAACAUGGCGGAAUCUACGAUCGUGCUAAGAUCAUGUUCCUCUUCGUCAAGUGUUCAGUAGCAGCCGCAGAGGCGCCGAAGAAACGCCAAGAAAUGGAGAAAUGUGACUCAUUCCUCAUGGAUGCCGUGAAGUUCUUCACCAAAUUGGGUGCUUAUGUGAAAGUCAAGGAUAUUUAUGCCUUCAUGGCGCAAUUCUACCACGAAAUCGGGAUGCAAGCAGAGAGAAAUAAGUGUGCUUUCAAGUUUCGUGAGAUUGAUGAGCAAUAUCCCACCGGAAGUUUCGAAGUGGCCGAUGCCAUUAUUUGAAUCGUCUAUGGAAGUUAAUAAAUCAUGAAGAUUAUUGUUUUCAUCCAACAACGCAGUUACUCUAGUCUCAUCACUCAUGCACAAUUAAACUUUCCAAUCAAUUGUUUUCCCAAGGAGAAAAUAUUGAAAAAUAUAUGCGCUCUUAGAGAAAUCUGAGCCAACUCAAAUAUACCGGCGAUUCCAAAAACGUUAAAAAUAUCACUUUCGUUCUCAAACGUUAACAGAACACAAAUACAAAGUGCCUCCCAGAAAUUUGAUUUUUUUUUAAUAGUGAAGAUUUAAAAAAGCAAAAGCCAAAAACCGCCAGAAAAAAAUGAUUUCGUUCAUAUCUCCACAGGCUCUCUU
This is a messenger RNA of Phlebotomus argentipes, 2787 nucleotides long. RefSeq names its product anaphase-promoting complex subunit 5 (gene ida). The transcript is spliced from 2 exons. The record is from RefSeq and is a predicted model, not a curated record. Gene Ontology annotation, biological process: positive regulation of mitotic metaphase/anaphase transition; protein K11-linked ubiquitination; anaphase-promoting complex-dependent catabolic process. Lineage: Eukaryota; Metazoa; Arthropoda; Insecta; Diptera; Psychodidae. The coding region runs from base 223 to 2442 and encodes 739 amino acids. Gene Ontology annotation, cellular component: anaphase-promoting complex. Gene Ontology annotation, molecular function: protein binding.